This is a messenger RNA of Sorghum bicolor (sorghum), 783 nucleotides long. Its product is annotated as ATP-dependent DNA helicase PIF1-like. Bases 1 to 783 code for a protein of 260 amino acids. NCBI's taxonomy places the organism in Eukaryota, Viridiplantae, Streptophyta, Magnoliopsida, Poales, Poaceae. Gene Ontology annotation, molecular function: DNA helicase activity. Gene Ontology annotation, biological process: telomere maintenance; DNA repair. The transcript has a single exon. The record is from RefSeq and is a predicted model, not a curated record.
AUGGUCCUCAUAGAUAUUCGGAAGUUGUUACAAUCAAUGCAGAAGGACAUAAAGAUGUACCCACUUCCUGAUAUCGAUGACACAUAUGAUCCAUCUGGCGAUAUUCCUAGGGAGAUUUUUGAGGAGGCCAGCGUUGAGGCAAGCAUUGAUAACAUGGCACUAUCAAAGACCCUUAACGAGGAGCAGCAGGCAGCCUAUAAUGAGCUUAUGUUUGCUAUUGAUAGCGAUGAUGGGGGUUUGUUCUUUGUGGAUGCACCUGGUGGCACCGGAAAGACUUAUCUAUAUAGGGCUCUGCUUGCUACUAUACGUAGUCAGAACAAGAUUGCCGUGGCAACAGCAACAUCUAGUGUUGCUACAUCAAUAAUGCCCGGUGGCAGAACCGCCCACUCAUGCUUCGAGAUUCCCCUCACCCUUGAUGAUGGGGCAUUUUGCACCUUCACAAAACAGAGUGGUACUGCUAAGCUGCUUCGGACUGCAUCCCUUAUUAUUUGGGAUGAAGUGACGAUGAUGAAGCGGCAAGGUGUCGAGGAGCUAGACAACAGUCUUCGUGAUAUCAUGGACCGUCCUAACCUGCCAUUUAGGGGGAAGACUAUGGUGUUUGGUGGAUAUUUCAGGCAAGUUCUUCCAGUUGUUCGAAGAGGGUCUAGGACUCAAAUAGUUGGUGCAUCACUACGGAUGUCAUACCUUUGGAAUUCCAUGCGACAUCUCAAAUUGGUGCGAAACAUGAGGGCAAAGAACGAUCCAUGGUUUGCAGAAUACUUGCUACGCAUUGGGGGGCUCUGA